AUGGCUGAAGAGAACAUAGUCAAUUGCCAUUACGUACCAAAAAGUAGUUUGAAGAAGGUAUUAGAUUUGAUGGAAACACCAUGCAGAGUUCAAGAUAAAAGAUGUAAAAGGAACCUUGUGGACUUACAAACAUGCAAAAGUUUAUAUGAAACGGAUUUACGAAGAAAAAACUGGAGGAAUGCGUACCAGAUGGCUUUGAGGCGAGCGAUUUACUCACACAACUGGAACCAACUUUUGUAUCUAUUGAAGAAAUCUCCAAUAUGGGAACAUGCUACUGAAAAGGCUGAUGAAUAUCCUAUUUAUAUAAGGGCUCUUACAAUACUUCUCAUGAACCAUCCAAGUGCAAAAUCUCAGUCUUUACUAAAUGACUACUUACACAUGGUCCUAUCCUGUCGCUCGGAACAAGAUAAAAAAGCAAUUUAUAAGGCUUUACUCUCACUUACAGAGAAAAUCUAUGGAAGAAAUAAUGAUUGA
Messenger RNA from Danaus chrysippus (African queen), 474 nucleotides. The record is from the annotation of a GenBank genome assembly. Lineage: Eukaryota; Metazoa; Arthropoda; Insecta; Lepidoptera; Nymphalidae.